Messenger RNA from Baudoinia panamericana UAMH 10762, 324 nucleotides. RefSeq lists its product as uncharacterized. Bases 1 to 324 code for a protein of 107 amino acids. The record is from RefSeq and is a predicted model, not a curated record. The transcript has a single exon. Lineage: Eukaryota; Fungi; Ascomycota; Dothideomycetes; Mycosphaerellales; Teratosphaeriaceae.
AUGACCAUUCCGCAGCCCAUCUGCCAUGCGGGAUGGAUUGGAUCGUUUGCUCAGCAAUCAACAAUAUGCGGCGGCCUAUUUGCCAGCAUCCGUAGUGGAAGGCUACAAGCGCACACCAUUUUACACGGUGUGCGCCACAGCCAAAUUCCCAAUUUUCGCCUCCGUCAGGGCUUGCCAUCACAGUCCCGAUCAAUGCUUAUGAGACAGAAUAUGCAUGAGCAAACCAUCCGCGCAAACACUGCAGGGUUGGGCCGCGCCUUGCUGUGCACUAUACGAGUACGCGGUUCGAUGCAUGUUGGACGGUUGUUAUACACAUCCCCAUAG